AUGCUUAUCUUUUGGGAGCUUAUAUUUUUCACUCUGCUGCCAGUUGCAAUGGAGAUUGGAAAUGCCCGUCACACCAAGGAACAGCACCAGCAGCACACAGCUCAGGCGGUCGAGCAAGAAAGUCGACCAGAAAGCAAGAGAUCAGAUUCAACCAAAACUCACUUAACAAAAUCUGAACAACUCCUACGAAUAGAUGACCAUGAUUUUGCAAUGAGACCUGGAUUUGGAGGACCAGCAGUAAGAGUUGGUAUAGAUGUCCAGAUUGAAAGUAUUGACAGCAUUUCUGAAGUUGAUAUGGACUUUACAAUGACUUUGUACCUGAGACAUUACUGGAAAGAUAGCAGACUUGCUUUUCCGAGUUCCAACAACAAAAGUAUGACAUUUGAUGGAAGAUUAGUCAAGAAAAUUUGGGUUCCAGAUGUAUUUUUUGUUCAUUCUAAGAGAUCUUUCAUACAUGACACCACCAUGGAGAAUAUCAUGCUCAGGGUAUAUCCAGAUGGCCACAUACUCUACAGUCUAAGGACAACUGUCACUGCUACGUGUUCAAUGGAUUUUAGCAACUUUCCUCUUGAUAUUCAGAACUGCUCGCUUGAGCUUGAAAGCUAUGCCUACAAUGAAAAAGAUCUACUGCUUCACUGGAAGAAUGAAAAUGAACCACUUAAAACAGAUGAGCAGAUUUUACUUGCUCAGUUUUUCAUUGAAGAAUUCAGUGCUUCGAGUGGACUUGCUUUUUAUAGCAGUACUGGUUGGUACAACAGAUUGUUUAUUACUUUCAUCCUAAGGAGGCACAUUUUCUUUUUUCUUUUACAAACCUACUUUCCAACCAUGCUAAUGGUCAUGCUAUCUUGGGUUUCCUUCUGGAUUGACAGAAGAGCAGUCCCAGCUCGUGUUUCAUUAGGAAUUACAAUUAUUCUGACAAUGUCGACAAUUAUAACUGGAGUGAAUGCUUCGAUGCCUCGAGUGUCCUACGUUAAAGCUGUGGAUGUCUAUCUCUGGGUCAGCUUUCUCUUUGUUUUCCUUUCGAUAAUUGAAUAUGCAGCUGUAAAUUAUAUAACCACUGUUGAAGAAAGGAUGAAAAUGAAACAGAGAGAGAAGUUUUCAGAUUCCUUUAGGUUGAAUCAGACGCAGAUCAUGGCUUUUGACGGUUGCUACCAUGAUAGUCAGCUGGAUCUGUCCCACUAUGCUGAUGCUCACUUAAAUGUACCAAACACUGAAGGCAGUGAACGUGCAUCCAGCCCAAAUCCAGGUGGUCAACAAAUAGGAAGAAAUAAGACUACGAAGGGAAAUAUUACCGCAAUUAUUAUAAGGAACAAUCAUGCUAUUGACACUUACUCAAGGGUUUUAUUUCCUGCAGCAUUUCUUCUUUUUAAUUUCAUUUACUGGUGUUUAUUUUCAUGAACUUUAAUCAGACCCAAUCAUUUAUUAUUUUUGGAUUGCAGAGGUCUAGAGGUGUAACACCCAUUUAAGGGUGCUCCAAAAUUUCUUGAUCAUAUAAUGCUAUAUUGAACUAAUGGUAGGUGCAUCGUACAGGAAACAGUGCUUCAGUUUAUAAUAUUUUCUGGCCUGUUCUAAGAAAAUACUGUAGUUUUUAGGAGGCUGCCAUGUUACAAACUUUUUAUAAGCUUUCAUUCUUAAAAAGAUGUGAAGCUAAUAUAGAACUUGAUGGAAAUCACAUGUAGACAAGUGCAUGACAGCACAGAAGACAAAACAAACAUUAACUUUCAUUUGUAUUUAAGUCAGAUACAGUUGAUUUUACUGAUAUAGUUAUAUUGGAAAAGAAGAACAGAUUAUCAGCUUGAACUAAGUUCUGUAUUGUAUUGUAUAUAAUAUGAAUAUUAUUCCAAAUUUCAUGGAGACUUUCUUAAAUUAAAGGAUAAA
Mobula hypostoma (lesser devil ray) is the source of this 1878-nucleotide messenger RNA. RefSeq names its product gamma-aminobutyric acid receptor subunit rho-3-like. The transcript has 9 exons. The record is from RefSeq and is a predicted model, not a curated record. The coding region runs from base 1 to 1398 and encodes 465 amino acids. Gene Ontology annotation, biological process: regulation of membrane potential; chemical synaptic transmission; nervous system process. Gene Ontology annotation, molecular function: extracellular ligand-gated monoatomic ion channel activity; GABA-A receptor activity; neurotransmitter receptor activity. NCBI's taxonomy places the organism in Eukaryota, Metazoa, Chordata, Chondrichthyes, Myliobatiformes, Myliobatidae. Gene Ontology annotation, cellular component: neuron projection; plasma membrane; synapse.